UCCCGCCGGGCUGCCUUCCCGCCCCCGAAAGUGCCGCCCGCGCGGGUGGGGCUGACCCCGGCAUUGCCUGCUUCUCUUCGGCAGAACUACGAGCAUUUAUUUAAGGUGAACGACAAAUCCGUGGGGGGCUCCUUUUACCUGCAGUCCAAGGUGGUGAGAGCCAAGGAGCGGCUGGACGAAGAGCUGCAGAUCCAGUCCCGGAGGGAACAAGGCCCAGCACACAAGCCAGGCACGUAGCACAACCUCUCUCUUGCACUGGCCUCCCCUCUAAAUUAUAGCUAGCCAAUAAAUUGCCCUUGUGUA
Molecule: messenger RNA, 303 nt
Organism: Python bivittatus (Burmese python)
Lineage: Eukaryota; Metazoa; Chordata; Lepidosauria; Squamata; Pythonidae
Source: RefSeq, a predicted model, not a curated record